AUAGCUGCACCUACUGUCAUUCUCAUUUCAGAUUUGGGUAAAAGACAACAAAGAAAAAAUACCAAGAGUAUUCAAAUUACAUGUGCAUGUUGUGAAGGAGAUGAAUAAGUCAAGAGACCACCUUGUUGUCAACAAAGUUCCUCCCAAACAAAGUGAAUGAUACAGUGUAAGAUGUUGUUGGGGCGCAGAGUCAAAAAGGCACACCAGCCACUGUGCUCAGUCUCCCGGCUAAGUGAAUCUCUCCGCCCUCAGGCUGGCCACCAUCGAUCCGGGAAUGAUGGAGUUAUCGCUGAUGGCUGCACAGAAAUAUCCUCCAGUUAAAGACCUGAGUGACAUCUCCAACCCAAACCAACAUUUCCCAGCUGUGAGCGGUGCAUUCAUGGAUUCUCCCUACAAUGGCAACACGUCCUUGCAGACGUCCACUUCCAACCUCAACACCGGCUACUCCCGACCCUCAGAGACGGAAGAUGACGGCAAAGUAUCCAGUGACACAAUUUGGCUGUGGAUCGCUGUCCUGGCAACUAUCGGCAACAUAGUGGUGGUGGCUGUCGUUUGUGCCUGUGCCUUCUGACAAGAUGGGAUGGCGGAACGAGGAUUUCCAAGAACAAAGAAUCUUGUACAUCCUGAAUAUAAUGUAUAUUUUUGUAGAAUGAGAAACUAUAGCCUUACUUUUAAAAAUGUUCACAGUGAAAAAGGAAUACACAGUUAUGUUGUUGUUUUUGUGUAGAUAAACACCUGUUAGAAAACGGAUUCAUAAACAAAGCUCAGUUUGGGCUAUAGCAAAUGUCACAUAAGGGACUCUCGAACGAUAUUUUAAAGCAAACCCUUAGAUCAAUAACUGAUCUAUUUAAUAUAAUAUGAACACAUCAUCAAAAAAAUAAAAUAAUAAAAUAUAUAUAUAAAAUAUAAUCAGAGAUCUAUAGAUUUGAUUCAGGCUAAGUUGCAGCCUUAAUAGUAGUAUUAAUCCUACUCUUGGUUCACUGGGUUAUGCAAGUAAUGCUGAUGUUACAUAAACUCAUUCAAUCACGCUUGUACCAAAGCGAGAGGGCAUCAAAAACAAAAAAACAAAAAAUUCAAACACAGUAAGUUUUAAAUUUUACAUAUAUCUCGGAAAAAGCGAUUUCAAUUGAACCCGUUUUUCAAUUCUGAAGAAUCUUAAACAUGCAGUUGACACAAAGAACAAAGCAGAAGGACAAAUAAUUCAUUGUCAAUAGGUCGGUGGCUACUACAGGUCCUAAAAUGAAGGUGAAUGUAGAAGAUAAGUAAGUAACAAAAGAUAAACUAAGUGUGUGACAAAUGCUCAGUCCACACCUUUCCCAGACUGUCGUCCUAUUCAGAAUCAGCUUGGCUCCGUUUACGAGGGCCUCUAGUGGCCACAGCAAUUAACUGCUGCAUGUGGCGGGGUGACGGUGAAUAAUGUCUACCAGUCAACUAAUGUCAAACUUUAAUUAAAAUAAAUUUAAAAAAAAUCAAUGAUCAUUACUGUAAAAACCCUUACCCCUGCUACAAUACGGUUCAAGCUUAAACGAUAAACAAUUUCUUGCAUCAUAUAAUGUAAUGUAAAUGGGCUAUGCACAGUAUGCUUACACAUGCACGUGUAGUUAUCUCAAUUGUGAUCAGCCUGUGUAAACUCUGCUCUUAUCUUGUCACUUCUCUCCAGAGUAAUAAACUGUCACGUGCUUGUUGUUCUCGGAUCCCCCGCUUCCGAUAGCGUUUUAUUCUCCAUCUCUCCCUCAAUUCUUGUGCGCCAGAGGGAAGCCUACCCCGUGGAGCCCAUUAGAGUGGAUUUGAACUUGUCGUGCUGAUGUUAGUCUCAGAUGACUUUGGAGACAGAAUAGACCCAAGCUUGCUUCAAAGACAAAAACGAGCAGGCAGUAAAAGGAAAUGGUGCUGAGAUGCGUUUGCAAUGAUCCUCACAAGAGUGGCAAUGAAGAAAAAAAGAGGGAUGAUGAGUUAAACGCAUGCACAUGACUGACAGAAUGCGUCCUAAUAAGCACUUCAAAGUUGAUGCAUAAGAAGGCAGGUUAGAAGGUGAAAGCAAAUGAAGAGGAUGAUGGAUGAUAUAUGAUAUGAUAUGACAUGCCAGGGAACAGGAAUUUAGUGACGGAGUGAAGUGAAUUGAGGAAGCGCUUUUAAGCAGAAACAUUUUCUUCAAUGAUGGAUUUAACUUUUCCCGGUAUUUCUUAUUGAGUUGAUCAAAAAGGUUCGUUUGUAUUACACAACAGUUGUUGCUGCCCUCUGAGCAACCAGGCAGGUCCGCAGGCACUGGCCCUAAUCGAGAACCUAUUAAUAGUUCACCCCUCCUUUAGUUCUUAUAAGGCACAAUUGCACAAUGGGCCUCCGACAGUGGCUUUGUACCACUGUGAUUCGUUAAAUGUCAAGUGUCCAUUGUCCGUGACCAUUUUGGAGAAAAUGUAAGACUUUUAAGUGCGCCUUAAGGUCGUGAAAAUACGGUACACUAUAUAUGCAUUUUCAUACAUCCAUUUUCUCAACCGCUUAUCCUGGUCAGGGACGCAGCGGGCAGCUGGAGUCUAUCCCGGCCGACUUGGGGCGAGUGGUGGUCGACGCCCUGCACUGGUCGCCAGUCAAUCAGAGGGCGUAUAGAGAGACAGACAACUUUCCACACUUACAUUCACACGGUCACUGAGUGGGAACUGAACCCAUGCCGUUCUGCACGGAAGUUAGGCGAGUGAACCAUUACAUAGUCAGUGACUUCUUUUCCAUUGUCUCUUCAAAGUGUUCAUACUAAUGAAUUGAGGCUGAUGACAAAAGUCUUUAGUGACCUAAUUCAUUAUGGCCUUUUUGUUUGUAACACUGGUUUUGAUUUAAUUCACAUUCAAGUAUGCAGCAAAUGUAUAAUAUUGUGAAAAUCUAUCUACUUUUGUCAAAGUGUUGCAGCAAUUUGCACAUAUCAUUUCUACAUUAAUACAAAGAGAUUUCAUGCCAACAGAAAGUCACCAGAAAAGAGAACAUACAGAGUGGAUGCAAACUUGAGAAGCAUAACAGGUUUAAUGACUCAGCAAACUGACCUGACAGGGGAGCAGCGGGAACUUUUACGGUUCAACACUCAGAAGGAAUUUUGCCUCGUUCUACAGCAGUUUGUCAUUUAGGCCGUUAAAAAUGUAUCCAAAAAUGGAUCUCUCUUUUUAGGAAAAGCACACACCUUAAGGCAAUAUUUAUACAAAAAUGACAAGAUAACAUGCACAUCGUAAACAAAGGAAGAAUGGGGGGAGCAUGUUGUCAGGAUAUAGGCCUCACAGUCAAAUGUUCUGGGUUUCAAUCCCAGCUUGGACCUUUCUAUGUGGACUUUGCAAUUUCUCCCAAUCCUUGCAUGUUCGUUUUUUCCCCCCUAGGUAUGACAUUGCAAAAACAUGUCCCGGUAUGUUAGAUGAAUUGAAGGCACUAAAGUGCCCUUGGGUGUAAGUGUGAAUGUUUGUUUCAACUUAUGUCCUGCGAUUCACUACAGCUCAGUCCAGCUUGUACUCAGUCUCUCGCACGAAGUCUGCUGCGACAGGCUCCAGCUCACUCGCGACCCCGAACGAUAGGAAAUGGCAUUGAUGGACUGUAAAUGUAAUAAACGUGGUACACUUGCCAGGCCAGCAGUUGGUGAUGUCACUAAAAGACAGUGUGUUUAGUAGAUUUACACACCCCUGUUCAAAUGCCAGGUUUUGUGAUGCAAAUAAAUGAGACCAAGAUAAAUCAUUUCAAAACUGUUUCCACCAUUAAUGUGAAUUUGAACAGGGGUUUGUAGACUUUUUAUAUCCACUGUACAUGCUGAACAAUUGCUUCCCCUUUGUGUACUGUAUGUUUUUAGCAGUAUAGUUAAUGUACACUCUGGUGGCGAAGCUUUUCUCAGCACAAACCAGACCGACAACAUUCAAUGCAUGCAAAACGCGGUUCCAGCCAGUCCCGUGUGACAAGUGUAUAGUUUCACCAAACCACUGAUUUCGAUGGUUUGAAACUGCUUGUAACAAUGUGCUUAGAAAUCAGCGUGGCUUUGACAUCGUUUUCGUCUACCCACUCCUCGUCCUCCCUUCGUGAUAGUUUUGUAAGAAGUGUAGCUUAUUUGCUACCACGGAAGCGAUGAUCAGUGAUUUAUAAUACGUUGACACUGGACGCAAAGAGAACCUUCGGCUCCGAGCCUUGGCAGCCGGGGGGGGGCGUAAUAAAAUAGCGUGUACCAAUGUGGACAUGACGGUAAUGUCAGGCUGGAUUUAUAUUUUUUGCCCCCAAUAUUUGGAACAAACAGUGUUACGGACGUAAUGAGUCAACGUUCAGUGAUUUGUGUAACAAAAUACGGACGUUCUGUGACAUUUGGCAGCUCUGCAGAUCUCCAGCAAAUCAUUCUGCAAAAAGCUCUGGACAUAGAGUGACUCCAUGCUUGAAGUUGCUCUGACUAUUGUGUCAACCCCGCACAGAACUAUUUGGGACCAUGGACAUGUUUUUCUUUUUGAAAAUGAGAAUAUAGCCUUAUGAACACAUUUUUGUCCGGCAGUCAAACAAGCAACAAAGAGCUUUGUGGAUAGCGGAGCCGUGUUUAUGACUGACAGCUGGACCCAAACUAUUAACCAAUUUUUAAUAUACAGUAUAUAUAUUAUACAGUAUUUUUAUUUUUUAUUUUUACUCACCUUGAUAACACUUGUUCAUUUAUUCAACGCUGAUAGUAGUUCACUGUGACAUAAAUGAAUAAUGCGGUUGGUUAUAAUGUCACAUCUUAUGUAUUUCACUUAAUAUGCAUGAUUAGAAUAAGCUAUAUCACGUUUUCUUGGCCCUUCUAAGGAUGUCAACAUUUUGUUUUGUUACGUUUUAAACACUGCAUAAUUACAUAGUGAGACACAUUCCAUUCAGAGAUUUAUUAGCCAAUAACGUGUUGAAGUUUUAGAGAGGUUUUGGAUGGAGAUUUCUUUCUAUUGUAAAUAAUAAUGCACUUGAAGAAUCGUCUGUAUAAUAACUUCAUUAAAAUAACAAGGUGAGAUGA
Phyllopteryx taeniolatus (common seadragon) is the source of this 4978-nucleotide messenger RNA. RefSeq lists its product as uncharacterized. The transcript has 4 exons. The record is from RefSeq and is a predicted model, not a curated record. Bases 275 to 571 code for a protein of 98 amino acids. NCBI's taxonomy places the organism in Eukaryota, Metazoa, Chordata, Actinopteri, Syngnathiformes, Syngnathidae.